Molecule: messenger RNA, 1347 nt
Organism: Priceomyces carsonii
Lineage: Eukaryota; Fungi; Ascomycota; Pichiomycetes; Serinales; Debaryomycetaceae
Product: mRNA-processing endoribonuclease
Exons: 1
Coding region: 1-1347 (448 amino acids)
Cellular component (GO): nucleus
Source: RefSeq, a predicted model, not a curated record
AUGUCAUUACCGUCCAAAUACGCUCCUGAAAGCUUAAGCAGCUCUGAUCAGAGAAAGGUAAUAACUGUAGGGCAUCAUAGACCAAGGAAGCCGGUUGAAUAUAUUUACAAGACAUUAAAUGAUAAAGUAGACGAGGCAGUUCAAAAUGAAAAGUCGCAUGAUAAUUUUCAAGAGGAUGUAGAAAUGGUCCCAAUAGACGAUGAUCGCCAAGUUGAAAUGAUAUCUAGCUAUGUGUCUACUAGCAGAAAUAAUGGAGAGCUUGAUGAAGGGAGUCUCAUUGAUAUGGAAGUUGAAUCAGAUGACAACCAACUAAAUGAAAACAAUGUAUCAUAUUUAGUGAUCGACACAAAUUUUAUAUUAUCACAUCUUAGAAUACUAGAUGAGCUCAAAAGAAGAGCUAAUGAAUUUGCACUAAAAUUGGUGAUUCCUAUUGCUGUCAUGAAAGAACUCGAUGGGCUCAAGAAGUCAACAAGAAAUUCAAACGAUAGUGGUGAAAAUGUAACUGGUGAGUCUGUAAACCAUCUUGCUCGGUGGGCUAAUGACUGGAUAUAUGCAGCUUUGGCAAACAACAGUGAGUCUGUUAUUGGUCAGCAGAUGAAACAACGACUUGACAAGACUACAAUUCAAGACGAUGCUAUAUUGGAUUGCUGUUUGUAUUUCAAGGAGAAAUAUUCUGAUAGAUUAGUCGUUCUUCUCUCCAAUGACAAAAACUUAUGCAUGAAAGCUCUUACUAACGGAAUCUUGACUGUCAGUUAUCGCAAAAAUAUGAGUGCUGAUAUAAUCGCCAAUGCUAUAUAUUCUGAAAAUCUUAGAAGAAAUAAGAAAGUGAAUAUCGAUGAUCAUUUCACGCCCGCUUACAAUACAACCAAUAUAAAGGACACAUCACUUAAUACCUCAAGCACAAAUUCCUCGAGCAACUUUGAAGAGGUUACGAAUUCAAUUUUUGAAGAAAUUCAAUCCAUCACCGUGUCCAUCAUUCACCGUUGCAUGAUGCUGACAUAUGGGGAUGAUAUAGACCUUUUAAAGGAUUAUGACAAAACCUAUUUGAGAAGUUUAAGAGAUUGCUCGGAAACCUUGAUAAGGUUUUGGUUUCCCGUUUUCUUAACAUAUUUUUCACGAAGCUUUGAUAAUUUCAAGCCCUUUGAAGAACGAGGUAAUGCCAAGACUACUACCAAACUCCCUAUUUUUUUCUCGGUACCCAAAAAUAUUCAAGAGCUUCGAGAGUUCGUUGAAUUUUGGUCGAGGUCCUUGAAAGUAUUGUAUCUGGUCGAAAUGAAUGAGGAACAAAAUAAUGCACUAAAUCUCCUUGUAAAAAGAUGGCAUAAAUUAAUAGAGAAAUUUAAAUAA